Molecule: messenger RNA, 570 nt
Organism: Cooperia oncophora
Lineage: Eukaryota; Metazoa; Nematoda; Chromadorea; Rhabditida; Trichostrongylidae
Source: the annotation of a GenBank genome assembly
AUGGAAAUUUUGUAUCAAUUUCGUCCGAAAACCGCGGCAACAACGAAAAAUCCGGACGACUCGUUUCCACGGCGAAAACGUGGAGUUUCAAUGGGUUUCGGUGAGCGGAAGGCAUACUUCUUGUCAAUUCGCCCAAAUCCCAAGUUCGCUACAUGGUUCGGAAAGAAGAAGCGCGCAGCCGCCUCAGUCGACAGACCCGACAACAAAAACAAGAUACUGCUACCACUAGCACCUGUUCCUGAGAAAGUUCUUCCGGCAGAGCUUGCUGAAGAGGACGAAGAUGAUACCAGAAGCGCUUCUGUGAGAAAAGGAGUCAAUGCGAGUAACCCUUUCGUCAAGGGAUGCCCAUUUUGGACCGUGUCAACUGGAGAUGAAGAGGAAAUGGCCGAAGACGACUAUCCGGUUGAUAUUGAAGCUAUCGAAAAGGUUGUGAAUGGUGCAGCAUUGAAGCGGCCACCGUUUACAAAGAAAUCCUUUGACAUUUUCACAGAAUUAGACACAUUUAAAAAAGAUGAUGUGCUAUUCGAAAGGUACGUUUCCUGUGAUUAUAGCAUAGCAUUCCUUUUGUGA